Messenger RNA from Naegleria lovaniensis, 2127 nucleotides. RefSeq lists its product as uncharacterized. The coding region runs from base 1 to 2127 and encodes 708 amino acids. The record is from RefSeq and is a predicted model, not a curated record. NCBI's taxonomy places the organism in Eukaryota, Heterolobosea, Eutetramitea, Acrasida, Naegleriidae. The transcript has 8 exons. Gene Ontology annotation, biological process: NAD+ biosynthetic process. Gene Ontology annotation, cellular component: cytoplasm. Gene Ontology annotation, molecular function: NAD+ synthase (glutamine-hydrolyzing) activity; ATP binding; glutaminase activity.
AUGCAUUUAGUCACUUUAGCCACAUGUAACUUGGAUCAAUGGGCUCUUGAUUUUUCGGGCAAUCUAGAGAGAGUGAAACAGAGCAUCAAAAUUGCCAAGGAUAAGGGAGCAAGAUACCGAAUGGGUCCUGAGUUGGAAUUAUCUGGCUAUGGUUGUCAAGAUCACUUUUUAGAAACAGACACCUACACUCAUUCCAUGGAAUGUUUGGCCGAAAUUUUGUCAACCGAUCUAACCAAUGAUAUUCUUGUGGAUAUCGGAAUGCCUAUCAAGCAUAAGGGAGUCAAUUAUAAUUGUCGAGUUUUUGUUCACAACAAAAAGCUUCUCCUAAUUCGUCCAAAAUUAUUUCUAGCGAAUGAUGGAAACUAUAGAGAAACUCGUUGGUUUUGUGCAUGGACAAAGAGAUUUACAAUCGAAGAUUUUGUCUUGCCUGAUUUUAUUAGAGAAAUAACUGGACAAAGAACUGUUCCAAUUGGUGAUGCAAUUGUGUCACUCAAUGACACGGAGUUAGCUGUUGAAACCUGUGAAGAAUUAUUCACUCCAAAUUCUCCAAAUAUUUAUCUUGGAUUAGAUGGUGUUGAAAUUAUUAGUAAUGGAAGUGGUUCUCACUCUUCACUUGGAAAAUUGCAUACUCGAGUGGACCUUAUUAGAAAUGCUACUGCAAAGAAUGGGCUUGUCUAUUUGUAUGCUAACCAACAAGGAUGUGAUGGAGACCGAUUAUAUUUUGAUGGAUGUGCCAUGAUCAGUGUCAAUGGAGCAGUACUAGCUCAGGGAAGUCAAUUUUCCCUUAAGGAAGUUGAAGUUGUGACUGCCAAUGUGGAUUUAGAUCAAGUCAGAGCUUUCAGAAACAAAAUAGCAAGUAGAGCAGUUCAAGCUUCUGAAGCUGUCGCAUUUCCACGAAUUAGAGUUGACUUUACCUUAAAAAACGAUCACUAUUCUCAACGAUUGAAACCUACACGUCCGGUUGAAGUUCGAUAUUUUUCCAAAGUGGAGGAAAUUGCACUCGGUCCUGCAUGCUACUUGUUUGAUUAUUUGAGGCGUUCCAAUCAGGGAGGAUUCUUUUUACCACUGUCUGGUGGUGCGGAUUCUUCCUCAGUGGCUGCCAUUGUAGGUCAAAUGUGUCAACUCAUUCACAAAGAUUGCACAGAGCCAGUCAAUUCCUACGAAGAUGAAUACAAUAAGAAUAUUAUCCUGAAAGAUAUUCGUAGAAUUUGUUGCAAGGAUGAUUCCUGGGUUCCAUCUUCACCAAAAGAAAUUGCCAAUAUCAUCUUUACCACCUGUUACAUGGCAACUGUCAAUAGCUCUGCAACCACACGAAAUCGAGCACGAAAAGUCGCCGAAGAAAUUGGUGCUCAUCACAUGGAAAUUUCUAUUGAUCAUGUCGUAGACUCUAUGAAAGAACUCUUUGUUCAAUCGACUGGAAAAACACCACGUUUUGAUGGAACGUAUGGCGAAAAUAUUGCAUUACAAAAUAUUCAAGCACGAUUGAGAAUGGUUGUGAGUUAUUUCUUUGCUCAAUUAAUGAAUUGGAGUAGAGACAUGCCACAGCCUAAAAAUUUACUAGUGCUUGGUUCUUCCAAUGUGGAUGAAGCUUUAAGAGGAUAUUUCACAAAAUAUGACUGUAGCUCAGCCGAUAUUAAUCCAAUUGGAAGUAUUAGUAAGACAGAUUUGAAGAAAUUUUUGUAUUAUGCUGCUCAAAAUUUAGGAUAUCCUUCUCUGAUGGAUGUGUUAAUUGCAAAGCCAACUGCCGAACUUCAACCUUUAGAGUCCAAUCAAACCGACGAAGAGGACAUGGGAUUAACAUAUGAUGAAUUGUCACGUUUUGGAGAAUUACGUAAAAUUCAAGGAAAUGGUAUUGUAGAAAGUUUUACAAAUUUAGUGUAUGAAUGGAGAGACAAGAUGAGUGUUCAACAAAUUGCAAAUAAGGUCAAACACUUUUUCAAAUAUUAUGCCAUCAAUAGACACAAAAUGACCACCUUAACACCUGCCUAUCACUGUGAAUCCUAUUCUCCAGAGGAUAAUCGAUUUGAUUUGAGACAAUUCCUCUACAAUGUGGCUUUCCCUUGGCAAUUUAAGAAAAUUGAUGAAUUGGUCAAGAAAUAUCAAGAAGAGGAGGAAAGAGAACAAUAA